Marasmius oreades (fairy-ring Marasmius) is the source of this 1089-nucleotide messenger RNA. RefSeq lists its product as uncharacterized. Bases 1 to 1089 code for a protein of 362 amino acids. The transcript is spliced from 7 exons. Gene Ontology annotation, cellular component: cytosol; cytoplasmic ubiquitin ligase complex. The record is from RefSeq and is a predicted model, not a curated record. Gene Ontology annotation, molecular function: Atg8-family ligase activity. Gene Ontology annotation, biological process: autophagosome assembly; nucleophagy; autophagy of mitochondrion. Lineage: Eukaryota; Fungi; Basidiomycota; Agaricomycetes; Agaricales; Marasmiaceae.
AUGCACGCUAUACAGCAACAAUACUGGAGCAUACGUGAUUAUCUCAGUCCUGUGUUAAGAGAAAGUAAAUUCAAGGAACACGGUCGGAUCACUCCCGAGGAGUUCGUUGCAGCUGGAGACUUUUUGGCGUACAAGUUUCCUGUAUGGACUUGGGAAAAGGGUGAUGUCUCCAAGGCCAGAGACUUUCUACCAACCGACAAACAGUAUCUGAUCACACGAGGUGUACCGUGCCUUCGUCGUGCCACUUCACUCGCCUACACAGACGCAGACGAAGAUGCGGAACGACUCCUCUCAUUCGACGAUGCCACUGAUUCUGGGGGAGAUGAAUGGGUCGAAACUCAUGCUGGACGCAAAUCGAACAUGCCGUCUGCAUCAAACCCUGGAGAGAUCGCUGACAUACCAGAUGUAGAUGGAGGCGCAGAUGAAUUAUCUACUGGUGUGGGUGGAAUGUCGCUCAAGCAGGAGGAGAUUCCUGCUUUAGACGACAUCCCGGAUAUGGAGGAAGAUGAUUUAGAGGAAGGAGAUGAAGCCACCGCUGCUCCCAAGACUGCGGUAACAUCUUCAAAUGUCAUUGAUCCUAGCCAAAUCGAGGUCGCUACAGGAAACCUACUCCAAGUACGAACUUACGAUGUGAUGAUCACGUACGACAAAUAUUAUCAGACACCUCGUAUCUGGCUAAUAGGCUAUGAUGAGAACCGUAUUCCCCUCACCCCAGCGCAGAUCUUCCAAGACAUAUCUGCAGAACAUGCUUCCAAAACAGUCACCAUCGAACCAUUCCCGCAUCAAGCUUCUCUUCAGGCGGCUUCCGUACACCCGUGCAAACAUGCUAGUGUCAUGAAGAAGGUCAUCGAACGGAUGAACAACAGUGUGGUAGCUGAGCAGUUGGCUCACCAGAAGGCUUCGCCAAAGGAGAAGGAGAAGAAGAAGUGGUUCGGCAAAAAGAGUGGUAACAAAGAUGAGAAGCCUUCGGCCCCAGGCGAUGACGAUGAAGUUGAGGGAAUGCGUGUGGAUUUCUAUCUUGUCGUAUUCCUCAAGUUUAUCGCAUCCAUAGUGCCAACCAUUGAAGUUGAUUCCACCACGGCUUUCUGA